UAAAAUUUUACACGUGUUAAAACAUAACAACAUUAUUAUUUAGGAACUCUCUGUAACGCAUGUGGAGUAAAGUGGAAACAAGGAAAAAUCAUAAUCGAAGAAAGCCCAGAUGAUGAUACUGAGCCUAAUAAUUCCAUACCAGUCGUUCAACCUUCUAAAUCAAGGAAAUCAUCGAUUUCUGCCGGAAAGGCUACUGCACAUUCUUCACCUGCAAAGCCAGGAAAAAAACCUAAUAGGUUACUUUCAUUUAACGAAGAUGCAAUUUCACAUACAGAUGAAGAUGAAAAUCGUGCUGAAAAAACUCGGGUAUCACGCAGAGGUUCUACCACAGGAACACCUAAACGUGGUAGAAGAGCUUCAUCAUCGUCAAAGAAAGGUGCUAUUCUUCAUAUUUUCCAUUUACUACCUUGAUUAUAUUGUAUUCGAGACAUUAUUUUCAUCUCGAUAUUUAGAACCUGAAUCAGUUCCGGAAACUCCUGUUUCUAAACCUAAUUUUACGCCAUCUCAAAAUUCAUCGGUAUUCCCUAUGGAACUUGCAAUUACUUCAAUUUCAUUUGGUCCUGGAUUGGCAAUUUUUUCGGAACCCGAUUGUUACGUAACUCUCGAAAAAAAUAAAAUAUUAAUUGGCUUAAAAAAAGAUGGCCACGAUCCAACGGAAAUCGAAAUCUGGAAAAAUUAUAUAGAUGACAUCAAUUACUCUGUCGAGAAAGAUUUGUCGACAGGAUAUCCAAUGUUAGAGGUAACAGUGAAUAUAGGACAAUAUAUUACUAGGUUCGACAUGGUAAUACUUGACGGAGAACAUUCCUCUGUUGUGUUCAAAUUCGUAAAUUUAGAUUUGAAUUUUGAACCAGGGUUACUUGCAGAUAGUGGUAUCAUUGUUGACGAAGGCAAUGACACGAUUGAUUUGCGAACACUUUUUCAAAGAUGGUCUGCUAUUGAAAUGGACGAGAAUGCUAGUUAUUUUUGAAUAUGAUUUUUGUGAGAGGUAGCUUAGUAACAUAUUAUAAUAAAAAAAAAGUUAAUAUAAAUCAAAUAAAAUUUCUCCUUUAAACUAUUCCUAUAUUGGUUUGUAAAAAAAUUUAAUAAGGAAAUUUGAGUGAAGUUCCUUA
This is a messenger RNA of Rhizophagus irregularis DAOM 181602=DAOM 197198, 1109 nucleotides long. Lineage: Eukaryota; Fungi; Glomeromycota; Glomeromycetes; Glomerales; Glomeraceae. The record is from RefSeq and is a predicted model, not a curated record.